Messenger RNA from Galleria mellonella (greater wax moth), 607 nucleotides. RefSeq names its product U6 snRNA-associated Sm-like protein LSm3 (gene LSm3). The transcript is spliced from 3 exons. Gene Ontology annotation, biological process: mRNA splicing, via spliceosome; P-body assembly. Gene Ontology annotation, cellular component: U6 snRNP; U4/U6 x U5 tri-snRNP complex; catalytic step 2 spliceosome. Gene Ontology annotation, molecular function: RNA binding. The record is from RefSeq and is a predicted model, not a curated record. Lineage: Eukaryota; Metazoa; Arthropoda; Insecta; Lepidoptera; Pyralidae. Bases 254 to 562 code for a protein of 102 amino acids.
ACAAUGCGACACGUAAGAACAGUACUCGUAUCCAAAGUCAAAGUCUACCUUAUUUUUUAAUUAAAAACAUAUUUUCAUAACAACAACAUUAAAAAUAACCUCUUUGUUUCUUUACUUCGUUUUUGAAAAAUUUUAAAUUCUUAAAAAUAUCUUCAAAUCAGAUUUGCUUCUAUAUUUGAUAUAACAUUCACACACUUCUUAAAACUACCCAUUAACAUUUUGUCGUUCGGACCAUAUUAUAUUUUUUAUAAUAAUGGCUGAUGACGGUGAUAACGUGGCUGUAAUGACAGUGAAAGAACCUCUGGAUUUGAUUAGAUUAAGUCUUGAUGAAAGAAUAUAUGUGAAAAUGAGAAAUGAACGGGAAUUGAGAGGCAAACUUCAUGCUUAUGAUCAGCAUUUAAAUAUGGUACUUGGUGAUGCAGAAGAAACCAUAACUACAGUGGAAAUUGAUGAGGAAACCUAUGAAGAAGUUUACAGAACAACAAAGAGAAAUAUACCAAUGCUAUUUGUGAGAGGUGAUGGUGUUAUAUUAGUGUCUCCUCCAGUGCGUGUUGGUAUUUAAUAAUAAUAAAUUGUAAUUAAGUUAAAAUAAAAAAAUUACUGCAUA